CUCCAGGAUAGGCUGCGAGCGGAGGAACAACGCUGUCUGUCAACGGGGUUUCGGCUCGAUUACCUACGCUACCAGGGGUCGGGAACCCCUGAGCUGGAAAAAGUAGCCGUAGCUGUCGUCGAGGACGGGCUUCUUUGGGAUUAAAAGGAUCGCUGGUUUCACCGUUUCAUCGAAACUGCCAGGGAGGAUUCAUGCAGAGAGUCGGUUAGCUAAAUGCGGUACGAAGCUAAAAUGAUGCCGAUGUUCUUGACUGUAUACCUCAGUAACAAUGACCAGCAUUUUACUGAGGUUCCUGUUACGCCGGACACACUGUGCCGGGAUGUGGUGGAUCUGUGCAAAGAGCCGGGGGAGACGGACUGCCACCUGUCUGAGAUGUGGCGCGGCUCCGAGAGACCUGUAGGUGAAAAUGAAAGGAUGUUGGAUGUUCUUCAAAGAUGGGGGCAACACAGGCCUGAGGUCCGGUUCUUUCUGCGUCACAACCGACCCCCCAGCAGGGAAUCGGGGGGGGCAAGAGGCUCAGAUUCAAGGAGAAAUGGGGUGAGGCCUCCUCCAGAACGAAGAAUGGAGAAUGGAGUAGCAACGCCUCGAAUGGACAUGACUCUGACAGAACUACAAGAAAUGGCUGCCAGGCAGCAACAACAAAUAGAGGCUCAACAACAGCUCCUCGCUUCAAAGGAGCAGCGACUGCGUUACCUGAAGCAGCAGGAGCAGCGUCAGCAGCAGCAGGCCUCUGAGCAGGAGAAGCUCCAGCGCCUCCGAGAGAACAUUGAGAAUCAGGAGGCCAGGCUCAAGAAGGUCAGGGCCCUCAAAGGCCAGGUGGAGCAGAAGCGCCUCAGCAACGGGAAGCUAGUGGAAGAAAUCGAACAAAUGAAUAACCUGUUCCAGCAAAAGCAGAAGGAACUAGUGAUGGCCUCAUCAAAGGUGGAGGAGCUCAGCCGACAGCUGGAGUUACUAAAAAAUGGCAAAACUGAGAAUUUCCAUGGCAACCAAAGCUCAAUGGUUGAGCUAGAUCGCCUCUACAAGGAGCUUCAGCUGAGAAACAGACUCAAUCAAGAUCAGAACUCUAAGCUGCAGCAGCAGAGGGAGAACCUGAAUAAGCGCAACCUUGAGGUGGCUGCGAUGGACAAACGCAUCAGCGAGCUCCGAGAUCGGCUGUGGAAGAAGAAGGCAGCCCUUCAACAAAAGGAGAACUUACCUAAUGGCUAUCCUGGUAAAGAGAGGGCUUCAAAAGACACUCAAGCUCAGCAGCUGCCGUCUGAAAGCCAAGCUGGACAGCAGCCUGGUGCCUCCCGUGUGGCAGCGGUCGGCCCCUACAUUCAGUCAUCCACCAUGCCCCGAGGUCCAGCUCGACACGAUCAGCCUAUAAAACCAGCCUACCCGGACGGCACCUCCACCUUACCCACCCAGGACCCGCAGAGCAAGGCAGGGGCAGGCUCUCAGUCCAAUAAACUGGCCGACUGGAGAUCCUCAGGUCCAGAUUCCAACACCAAUGGUUAUGGAUCGGCUUCAACACUCCCAAGAAUGACCUCCACCUCCAAACCAAACACAGAUCAAGAUGAAUUGGAUGUAAAGAGGGACAGGAAGGUGCGUCCAUUCUCCAUGUUUGAACCAACGGAGGCGCCUGCACCCACCCUCCGCAAAAACCCCAGCUGUGAUGAUUUGGUCAGAGAUGCUCAGUCUGCCCCUAAAGCUCCGGUUAAAGUCCCUCCGCCUGUUCCCAACAAACCAAAAGGCCCUGUUGCUGUGCCGUACGGCAAACCAGGACUCAACACAGGAACCUUCCCUAAAGCCAAACCCCAAAUCCAGCAGCCUCAAUCUGCCCGCAGCACUCUACCUCCUUCACAGAGCCAGACUCUUCCUUUACCCCCCAAGCAGGACAUCCCACCUGCAGCUGCUGUUCGACCUUUCACCCCAGAGCCUCCGUCUUCCAGCCUCACUAAGCCGCAGAUCGUAGCAGCCAGCUCCAUCUAUUCCAUGUACACCAAGCAGACUGGCUCAGGAAAGCCCUUCCCGGCUGGCUCCCAGAGUUCUCUGGGAAGGCCUCAAAAUCGCAACGCUGGAUUUAUCAGCAUGUACGGCAAACCAGUGAUCUCUGGUGGAAGUUCUCAGAUUCCAGAGAAUCCGUACCUAGAACGCCGUUCACCUGCCCUGGAAAGUGAAGUUGAUCACGUUGGAGCCAACAGCCCGGGUCCCAGCUCGUCUGAAGGCCCGCAGCCCGAAACUGAACGCAUCCCUCGACCGCUGAGCCCCACCAAGCUGCUGCCCUUCAUUUCCAACCCUUACAGGCAUCAGAGCGACGGGGAAUUUGAAGCUCUGAGGAAGAAGCUCUACAACGCCCCGAGGCCGCUGAAGAAGCGCAGCUCCAUCACAGAACCCGAGGGCCCCGCUGGGCCCAACAUUCAGAAACUUCUCUAUCAGAAGACCACGUUGGCAGCUAUGGAGACUACCGUUGCCACGCCAACCGUUCCCACCUAUGCUGGGGAAGCAGAAAAAGCAGACGAUGGAUCUGUGGGGCCAAAAGCUCCAACUCAACUUAGUAAUGCAGAAAACACCCCAGCAGUAACGGGGCAGCCUGCGGAGGCCCCGUCUUACGCCGCCACCGACCCAGUUCCAACCUUGAGUGAGCAGACUCUACCUCCACCCGCCAUUCUCGAGACUGAAGAAAUCAUUCCUCCUCCUCCACCAUCACACCCAGCUCCCAGACCUGAAGAUGCUCUGUUUCCUCCUCCUCCUCCUCCUCCCACCGGGCUCUUGGAUGACAGCCUGCCACCCCCACCUCCAAUAGAAGAGUUUCCCCCGUACCCGCCUCCCCCGUACCCCAGCGGAGCGGAUCAGGACAGUCUGGGAGAAGACACCUUCAACAUGAAGGCACCUGAGGUCACCGGACAAGUCGCACUUCCACCGGGAAAAAGAACCAAUUUGCGCAAGCUUGGUUCCGAGCGCAUCGAUCACAACAUGAGGGUGAAGUUCAACCCGCUGGCUCUGCUGCUGGACUCGUCUCUGGAGGGAGAGUACGACCUGGUGCAGAGGAUCAUCUAUGAAGUGGAGGAUCCGAGUCAGCCAAACGAUGAAGGGAUAACUGCUCUACAUAACGCCGUCUGCGCUGGACACACGGAGAUCGUGAAGUUCUUGGUUCAGUUUGGAGUUAAUGUUAAUGCUGCGGACAGUGAUGGAUGGACACCUCUUCACUGCGCUGCAUCCUGCAACAACGUUCAGGUGUGUAAAUUCCUGGUGGAGUCGGGUGCUGCAGUGUUUGCCAUGACCUACAGUGACAUGCAGACAGCAGCUGAUAAAUGUGAGGAGAUGGAAGAAGGCUACACCCAAUGCUCACAGUUCCUUUAUGGGGUGCAGGAGAAGAUGGGUAUCAUGAACAGGGGCGUCGUCUACGGCCUGUGGGACUACACGGCUGAAAACCCCGACGAGCUCUCCUUCCACGAGGGCGACUGCAUGACCAUCGUCCGCAGAGAGGAUGAGGAUGAGGUCGACUGGUGGUGGGCGCGCCUCGGUGACACUGAGGGAUACAUUCCUCGUAACCUGCUGGGACUCUACCCAAGAAUAAAGCCAAGGCAACGCACCCUGGCGUAAAACCUGCCGCAGGACGCACAGGCUUUAACCAACCGGAGAAGAAGAGGACGCUGCCGAAAUGGAGAGGCGAGGUCGGACCAAACCAUAUGAAGGAAAUUUCUGGCACUUUUCUGUAGUUUCAGUUGAUGAAUUCACCCUCACUUUUGUCCUUAGUGUUUUAUGUAUCCCAGACAUCAAGCUGUUUUUGUUUUUUUUCACUGUUGUUUCAUUUUUCUUUUCUAUGCAGAAGUAUAUCUGAAAUCAUAAACUCACUAAUGCUGGGACUAAAAUGGAAAAAGCAGUAUUUUCUUUAGAAACACUUUAAAAUAGUUUUAAGAACAGUUUGGUAGUCUAGUUUUACAGACGUAUGCUCAGGCAGACAUCUUUGUCAACUUUGACAUCUAAAAUGUAAAGUUUGAUGCCUAAUCCUCUGGAACAACCUGCAAAUGAAAGGAGAGGAUUUCACAUCAGCUUGUAAUAGUUCUAUCACGGUUCCUCAGUCCUCACAGGCGACCUGAAAGUCGGUCAGCUUUAGAAAAUGGUUGAGAUGCCAUAAAUAUACUUACUGUUCAUGUCAUUUUUGUUUUUUAUAGUAAACUAAUGAAAUGUUUCUGUAGAGUUUAUAUUGUUAUAAACUUGAUUCUUCUUUUCCAAUCCUUUCAUUAAAAAAGUAUGUUAUGCCGUAUGCUUUUUUAUUUUAUGAAAACCAUUCCAGUAAAGGUCCAUUUAAUUUUUUUUUUUUUUUAAAGGAAAAACACGUUUAAAGCAUAGAGUAGAGCAGUCUGGUAAUCUGAAACUUCCACUGUAAAAACUUAAAAAAGGAAAAAAAAUCCUUAUUUCUGUCCAAGCAGAUUUAUUUAUUUUUGUUACUUGGUUCUGUAGCUCUUUUGUUAAAUCUAUGACCAUAAGUGUACUGUAGUACCUUAAAGUUACAAUAAAAGACUUUGUACUAAAA
Molecule: messenger RNA, 4519 nt
Organism: Oryzias melastigma (Indian medaka)
Lineage: Eukaryota; Metazoa; Chordata; Actinopteri; Beloniformes; Adrianichthyidae
Product: apoptosis-stimulating of p53 protein 2
Exons: 20
Coding region: 214-3585 (1123 amino acids)
Biological process (GO): signal transduction; regulation of apoptotic process
Cellular component (GO): nucleus
Molecular function (GO): p53 binding
Source: RefSeq, a predicted model, not a curated record